UUUCAGAUGGCUUUUUACAAGCAAAACAAUAAAAUACCAGCAACUUAUGAAUCAUGUAGUACUUCAGCAUUUAAACAUGGUCGGACAGAGACAGUGCGUUCAGCAACGACAGCAACAAAGACAUGUGUUGAAGCAUUUACCAAGAAAAAAAACAAACCAUCACCCAGUGAAUUAAGAACAAUGUUAAAUGAUUGUUCCAAAAUUCAUAACCAGUUAACAAAAGAAGCAGCAAUGGGUCAAGGUUUUGAUCGACAUUUAUUUGCAAUGAAGUAUUACAUUGAAAAGAAAGGGGAAAAGCUGCCAGAAAUAUAUCAAGAUUCUACCUAUAUCAAAGCCAAUCAUUUCCAUCUAUCAACAUCCACAUUAUAUGGAACAGCAUUUAGUGGUGGUGGUUUUGGUCCAGUAGUGGAAGAUGGAUAUGGUGUUGCCUAUGGUUUUCAUGAUGAAUUACCAGGAUGUGCUGUGAGUUCUUACUCUACAUAUAGGAAUGGUAGAGAGUUUGCAGAAUGUAUUGAAUCCUGUUUAAAUGAUAUAUAUCAGGUAUUGAAUGCUACACGUAAAAUUGACGGAUAAAUUUCUGUUAAAUGCUUAUUUAUAAAAUAUAUAAGAAAUAAAAUCAACAAAUUUAUAUAUACAAUAUAUUUUUUUAAAUUGAAUGAAAUUUUAUAAAUUUUAUAUAAAUAAUUGUAUGUACAGUGCACUCUUGCUAAAUCUUAUUAAUUAUGAUACAAGAUUGUUUGGAUAAGCAAUAUUAUGUAUAAAGAAAAGGAAGUCAAAAAGACUACAGAGUAAUGUAUAUAGUAUGUUUCUUUUGUUUACAGUAUAUAAAAUAUAUACAGACAGUAUUUUUAUUUUGUAAUCAUAAAAAAUGUUAUCAGUUAUAAUGUUACUAAAAUUAGCAAUUCCCAAAACAAGUCAAAAUACAUUGUAAAAACUUUGUUUAUUGUACUCACAAUUUUAUUAUAAUCUUCAGAUAAAUAGGCCUUUUUAAGCUCUCUUCAUGCUAUCAGCCUUAACAUAUAACUGAUAACAUGCAAUUGUUAUCAAUUAUUGUUUUGUCUUAAUUAAUUCUUUAAAUGAUAAUCAUUGUUAUCAUUUGUUUGUAGUACAAUAGUUUAACAGCAUCUAUAGCAUAAUGCCAUUUAGUUGGUGGUAGAUAAACAAUACUGAAUGAAUUAUAUAGAAAUUAAUUAUAAUAAUUAUAAUUAAUAAAUCUUAAUGUUAUCAAAUCAUGGUUAUUAUCAGUUUAGGUGAGUUCCAAACUGAUCAAAUAAGUAUUUUUGAAAAUUUCUUAUCAGUACUAUAUCUGGCAUGAACACAUUAUGUUAAAAUGUGUAGUAGAUAUAAAUUUUAUAAAUUCAUUGUUUUAAAAAAAUUGUGAUUUCUUUUGGUUCUUCUAGCGUCUAACAGAAAAAUAAACAAAAUUCAUUCAGAUUGCCAAGAGUGCAUUGUAUUUAUAAUGAAAUCAAGUUUAUCUAUUUUUUUCUAUUGAAUGUUAAUUUUUGAAUAAAUGUUACUGAUUAUUGAGACAAUCAGUUAAUUUGUUCUUAAUUAUUCAAUUUAACUUAAUAAGCCCAUUAUUAGCUUAUUCAAGUUAUUUAUUUUUUUCUUAAAUCAAAAGUAUUAUUCAUCAGUUAUAAUUUUGA
Molecule: messenger RNA, 1646 nt
Organism: Centruroides sculpturatus (bark scorpion)
Lineage: Eukaryota; Metazoa; Arthropoda; Arachnida; Scorpiones; Buthidae
Product: carnitine O-palmitoyltransferase 2, mitochondrial-like
Exons: 2
Biological process (GO): fatty acid beta-oxidation
Cellular component (GO): mitochondrion
Molecular function (GO): carnitine O-palmitoyltransferase activity
Source: RefSeq, a predicted model, not a curated record